Molecule: messenger RNA, 1030 nt
Organism: Juglans microcarpa x Juglans regia
Lineage: Eukaryota; Viridiplantae; Streptophyta; Magnoliopsida; Fagales; Juglandaceae
Product: histone H3.3
Exons: 4
Coding region: 238-648 (136 amino acids)
Cellular component (GO): nucleosome
Molecular function (GO): structural constituent of chromatin; DNA binding; protein heterodimerization activity
Source: RefSeq, a predicted model, not a curated record
UCGCAUCCAUCACAAAACCCAGUGCCCGUCUAUUACUCUUAUUGUUUUUGUGCUUCCGAUAUGUUCGAAGUAAGAACCCUAGUUCUUGUUGUCGUCCUCCACCUCCUUUCGUGAUCUAGAUAUUUCUUUCUGGUUUUUGUGUUCGAAGUUGAUUUCUUAAUUUAUCGGCUUUAAUUAGAGCCUUUCGUUUUAAAAUACGCAAAAUCUCUUUGUUCCGUGCCUACCAUCUGAAGAGUUAUGGCUCGUACGAAGCAGACUGCUCGCAAAUCCACCGGUGGAAAGGCUCCGAGGAAGCAGCUCGCCACAAAGGCUGCAAGGAAAUCGGCACCCACUACCGGUGGAGUCAAGAAACCUCACCGUUAUCGCCCCGGAACUGUUGCUCUUCGUGAAAUUCGUAAGUACCAGAAGAGUACUGAGCUUUUAAUCCGCAAAUUGCCCUUCCAACGCCUAGUUCGUGAAAUUGCUCAAGACUUCAAGACGGACUUGAGGUUCCAGAGUCAUGCGGUUCUGGCGCUUCAGGAGGCUGCAGAGGCUUACCUCGUGGGUCUCUUCGAGGACACCAACUUGUGCGCCAUCCAUGCUAAGAGGGUGACCAUUAUGCCUAAGGAUAUCCAGCUUGCUAGGAGGAUCCGUGGCGAGCGUGCUUAACUGGAUUUGGAGCUCGAUGUUUGCGUAUUGGAUUUUGCAUUUAUUAGGCCGUGCUUUACUUCUUUUGAUAUUGUACAGUCAAAGAUUAGGAAAUUGGCCAUUGGUUGAGGCCCACAAUACUAUAUGAAUUUGGUUUCUUGAACAUUUCUUUGCGGUCUCUCUGGUUCGUGUGAAGUAUUUUCAGCACUUGCACGACCUUUUUGUGUUGCCAACGUCAUGGUCACGGGUCAUGGCUUGCGGUUGAUAGCUUUGCUUUUUGUGUUUACUCAGCGAUCAAUAAGUCGUUAUUUCUUGUUAUGGGGUUAUUCUUUUACCUAGAAACCUCAAUGAAAAUGCUUUCACGCCAAGUCCCAUUACAAUACAAUCUCCAUGCUUGCAGAUU